UGUCACCCGUUCCCUCCAUUUUGAAAGGGAAAAAAGGCUCUCCCCCUUCCCCUACUCGUAGGAGCUGGAGCCGGAGGAGCCGCGCUCAUGGCGUUCAGCCCUUGGCAGAUCCUGUCCCCAGUGCAGUGGGCGAAAUGGACCUGGUCCGCGGUGCGCGGCGGGGGCGCCGGAGAGGACGAGGCCGGAGGGCCCGAGGGCGAUCCCGAGGAGGAGGACUCGCAAGCCGAGACCAAAUCCUUGAGUUUCAGCUCGGAUUCAGAAGGUAAUUUUGAGACCCCUGAAGCUGAAACACCAAUCAGAUCACCUCUCAAGGAAUCCUGUGAUUCAUCAUUAGGAUUGGCAGCACCGGGGGCCAAAACCCAAGAAUCACAAGAAGUUGAUGAACAGCUGGUAGCAGAAGUGGUUGAAAAAUGCUCAUCUGAGACUUGUUCUAGACCCUCAGAAAAUGAGGUGUCACAGCAGGCUAUUGCUUCUUACCCAGUCAAGGAUUUCAAAGAAGAACCUGAACAUGAUAGUAGCAAAAUUUCAGUCGUGAGGCCAUUUUCGAUAGAAACCAAGAAUUCCACGGACGCCCCGGCAGCUCUAGGAACAAAGGCAGCUUAUGGCUGUCUAACUGUGGUCUCAGGCGAGGCUUUGCCCUCCAGCACACCAGAAGCCAUCCCCGACAAGGCAAUGACAGAAGGCACCAUGGGGGUGACGCUGGAGGCCUCCACAGAAGCUGACCUGAAGGCUGCCAGCUCCUAUCCAGAGCCUGUUCCCAGCAGAAGCAAGCUAAGAAAGCCCAAACCCGUCUCUCUGAGGAAGAAGACGAUUGGUGAAUUUUUAGAGGCUGAUGUUGCCCUAGAGGGCUCACCUCUCCCCCAGGCAUCCUAUCAGUUCUGUGCUGAUGAGAUGGAUGGGAAAGCAAAUCCUUUGCUAGGAGGCGCCAGGAUCCAGAAAUCUCCUCCUGACACUAAGGAGACCUCGAGUGCCCCUGGCAGUGACACCAACGACUCUGGAGUUGAGCUGCUGGAGGAGUCCAGGAACUCACCUCUGAAACUCGAGUUUGAUUUCACAGAAGAUGUGGAAAAUGUAGAGUCCAGGAAAGGCCUUCCGAAGAAACUUGGCAGGAAACUGGGUAGCAAACUGCCUCCCAAGGUACAGAAAGAUAGCGUCAGUAAGCCAGUAGGCGCCAAAGGUGGGGACCAGCCUGCAGACCCAGCUGCAGACAGCGCUCCUCCCUCCCAGGCAUCUGCUAAGCUGGCUCCCAGCCAGUGGGAUAACCCCAACUUCAGUCCCUUUGGGGGCCUCUCCGCUCUGCAGAACACCCCCCCUCUCUCCUCUAAGGGCUCCUACCACCUUGACGAAUCCAUGGAUCCCUUUAAACCAACUACAACUUUAGCAAGCAGUGACUUUUGUUCUCCCGCCGGUAAUCAUAUUAAUGAAAUCUUAGAAUCACCCAAGAAGGCAAAGUCGCGUUUAAUAACGACUACUGAACAAGUGAAAUUUCUCUGUUUUCUGUUGAGUGGCUGCAAGGUGAAGAAAUAUGAAACACAGUCUCUUGCUUUGGACGGAUGUUCUCAGGAUGAAGGAGCAGUGAUCUCCCAGAUUUCAGACAUUUCUAAUAGGGAUGGCCAUGCUACUGACGAGGAGAAACUGGCGUCCACUUCAUCUGGUCAGAAAUCAACUGGGGCCGAGGUGAAAGGUGAGCCAGAGGAAGACCUGGAGUACUUUGAAUGUUCCAAUGUUCCCGUGUCUGCCAUAAAUCAUGCGUUUUCAUCCUCAGAAGCAGGCAUAGAGAAAGAGACGUGCCAGAAGAUGGAGAAAGAUGGAUCUACCAUGACUGGACUGUUGGAGUCAUCUGUGGAGAAGGCCCCCGUGUCUGUGGCCUGUGGAGGGGAGAGCCCCUUGGAUGGCAUCUGCCUCAGCGAAUCCGAUAAGACAGCUGUGCUCACCCUCAUAAGAGAAGAGAUAAUCACUAAGGAAAUCGAAGCAAAUGAAUGGAAGAAAAAAUACGAAGAAACCCGACAAGAAGUGUUGGAGAUGAGGAAAAUUGUGGCUGAAUAUGAAAAGACCAUUGCUCAAAUGAUUGAAGAUGAACAGAGGACAAAUAUGACCUCUCAGAAGAGCUUCCAGCAACUGACCAUGGAGAAGGAGCAGGCCCUGGCUGACCUUAAUUCUGUGGAAAGGUCCCUUUCUGAUCUCUUCAGGAGAUACGAGAACCUAAAAGGCGUUCUGGAAGGGUUCAAGAAGAAUGAAGAAGCCUUGAAAAAGUGUGCUCAGGAUUAUUUAGCCAGAGUUAAACAAGAGGAACAGCGGUAUCAGGCCCUGAAAAUCCACGCGGAGGAAAAACUAGACAAAGCCAAUGAGGAGAUUGCUCAGGUUCGAACAAAAGCGAAGGCUGAGAGCGCGGCUCUCCACGCUGGACUCCGGAAGGAGCAGAUGAAGGUGGAGUCCCUGGAAAGAGCCCUUCAGCAGAAGAACCAAGAAAUAGAAGAACUAACGAAAAUCUGCGAUGAGCUGAUCGCGAAGUUGGGAAAGACUGACUGAGUCUCCCCCUCGUUAGCUCAGCAGGUCUGCAUUUGGCUGCUUCUCUCUUAACCACAGUUAUCUUGCCUUAUCCAGGAAAAAUUGCCCCUUU
Puma concolor (puma) is the source of this 2620-nucleotide messenger RNA. NCBI's taxonomy places the organism in Eukaryota, Metazoa, Chordata, Mammalia, Carnivora, Felidae. The record is from RefSeq and is a predicted model, not a curated record.